Messenger RNA from Cladocopium goreaui, 558 nucleotides. NCBI's taxonomy places the organism in Eukaryota, Dinophyceae, Suessiales, Symbiodiniaceae. The record is from the annotation of a GenBank genome assembly.
CCGGCGCCCCUGAGCUAGCUCGCUAGCGCCAUGGUGCGGAACUGGGAUGAUGAUGAGGACACCAGGGCUGAGCGCUACCGUCGCUCUCGGAGUCCCAGCUUUGGAGAGGACCGGAAGAAACAUCCUUGGUCGAGGGACACGACGAAGUCUGCAGGCGGAUCCAUUCGGGAGACUAUGAGUCGCGUGGUCAGCAAAUUGCAGGACAAGGCAACUUCAGAGGGUCCCAAGCCCCCGAUCUCUGAGCCGCCCAAUCUCCGGGCGCGGGUGGAGCAUGUGGUCCAACAGACUUUGGCGCGUGAGAGUUCCAAAGCUACCGGCGGCGCAAAGGCCAAUAAUGCCAAUAGCACCAGCGUGGCUGUGCCACAGUCCAAGGACGGAAGUGGCAGCAACCUGCGUCGGGUGUUGCACAAGAUCGUGGACGACACGAAGUUUACGAAGUCGGCUCCGCCGGCAUCUGAUCGACGUUCCAAGGGGCCCAAGGGCUCCAAGGGCUCGGUGUUUCGCCACUGGUGAGGUGAGCUCUUUGUUACUGAGCGGCAAAUUACUGUCAAUCCUGGC